UUUGGGGGGGUGGGGGGUUCUUUUUUUUUUUGAUGGCUUGUCCUGGAAACACCUCAAACUCGGCUCCUGUGUCCAGCUCGCUUCUCUGCUGGACUCCUUGAUAUUUAUAUAUAUAUAUAUAUUUUUUUUAAUCAUUGUUUUAUUUUGAGCAGUAACCAGGCUUUUUUUUCCAGAUGUUAGUCCACACCUAUUCAUCCAUGGACCGUCACGAUGGCGUCCCCAGCCACAGCUCACGGCUGUCCCAGCUGGGCUCGGUGUCUCAAGGACCCUACUCAAGCGCCCCACCGCUGUCCCACACCCCGUCGUCGGACUUCCAGCCGCCCUACUUCCCGCCUCCCUACCAGCCGCUCCCCUACCACCAGAGCCAGGACCCCUACUCCCAUGUCAACGACCCCUACUCCCUGAACCCGCUGCACCAGCCCCAACAGCACCCCUGGGGGCAACGGCAGCGGCAAGAAGUGGGUUCUGAAGCCGGCUCUCUCCUGCCACAACCUCGGGCCGCUCUGCCCCAGCUCUCAGGCCUCGACCCCCGGAGGGACUACCACUCGGUGCGCCGGCCCGACGUGCUGCUGCACUCGGCGCACCACGGCCUCGACGCGGGCAUGGGGGACAGCCUGUCGCUGCACGGCCUCGGCCACCCGGGCAUGGAAGAUGUUCAGUCAGUUGAAGAUGCCAAUAACAGCGGCAUGAAUCUAUUGGACCAGUCUGUCAUUAAGAAAGUUCCAGUUCCUCCCAAAUCUGUGACUUCUCUGAUGAUGAAUAAAGAUGGCUUCCUGGGAGGGAUGUCCGUCAACACGGGCGAGGUGUUUUGCUCAGUCCCGGGCCGCUUGUCUCUACUUAGUUCGACUUCAAAGUACAAAGUCACUGUGGGGGAAGUUCAGAGACGGCUCUCGCCCCCCGAAUGCCUCAAUGCGUCUCUCCUCGGCGGCGUCCUCAGAAGAGCCAAAUCGAAAAAUGGGGGGAGAUCUUUGCGAGAAAGGCUAGAAAAAAUCGGUUUGAAUUUACCCGCGGGCAGGCGCAAAGCGGCAAAUGUCACGUUACUCACCUCCCUGGUGGAAGGGGAAGCUGUCCACUUAGCUCGGGAUUUUGGAUACAUUUGCGAAACGGAGUUUCCUGCCAAAGCUGUUUCGGAGUAUUUAAACCGGCAGCACACGGACCCCAGCGACCUGCACUCUCGAAAGAAUAUGCUGUUGGCCACCAAGCAACUUUGUAAAGAAUUUACAGAUCUGUUGGCACAGGACCGGACACCAAUCGGGAACAGCCGGCCCAGCCCCAUCCUGGAGCCUGGGAUCCAAAGCUGCCUCACGCACUUCAGCCUCAUCACGCACGGCUUCGGCGCGCCGGCCAUUUGCGCCGCGCUCACGGCCCUGCAGAACUAUCUCACUGAGGCCCUCAAAGGCAUGGACAAGAUGUUCUUGAACACCACCGCCACUAACAGGCACACGUCUGGGGAAGGCCCAGCUUUGCCCGCAUGGUUUAUGAGCUUCUUCAAAGAGGACUUGGGCUUCCUACACAAUCUAUAAGGUACAGAGAAAAAAAAAUCCCUUUUUAAUCAAAGCCUAUGUGUCAGAAUUCCGCAGGUGCACUUCUUUAAAGAAGCUCAAAGGAAAUAAUUAAGAAAGUGGCCAAUAAGAGAUGGAAGGAACUUUUAAUCUAGUUGCUAAAAGACACCCUCAAUAUCCGAAUUUAGGUAGGGUGGGGGAGGCGCUGCAGAGUGAAUUUGGAGGGAGAAGAGUAAAGGGUUCUUGGAUCCCACUGUUCUAAUAGUGUUGUCCUGCCUUUAAGAUGGAUUCCAUUUCCGCCGUCCCUCUGAUGAAGGCUGUUUUCACAGAGCAAAGGAACAGCUUUGGGAGUGGGCAGGAGGAGUAGGGUGAUGCAGGCCCCCGUGUUUCUGCAAUAAUUGCUUUCUUACAAGACGCUUUAUGAAUGAGCUCCCCCUCCCCCGUGCACUUGUUUUGGCAUAUAAUGGUAAAAUAAUGCAAAGUGAAAGAGAUGUAUUUCAACUAUGAAUUUUGCCGUCUGGAUGCAAUGGGACUAUUCCCAGUGGAUAAAGUUUCAUGCAUUUAAUAUCUCUCACUUCUGGCAGCCUGGCUCCUUUGACUGGCUCCCUCUGAGCAUUAUUAUGAAAUAAGAUCCGGAGUCCCCCCUUCCCGCCCCUUCUCCCCGCAAUAGGCAUUGGGAAACCACCCGGUCAGAAAGGUGGGAGAGAGAUGGGUCUCUAUGUUGAGUGCAGUUAGAGGCAAUUCAUUGAAUAAAAUAAACGGGAAGGACCCUGGCAACAUCCCGUGAAGAUACAGAUCCUGAUGUUCUUGGCUUUACUCUUAGGACCCACUCAGUUCCAGCAGCUCUGUCGCCUAGCAUGGGACUUGACCUUGGAGAGGGACAAGGGAGUGGGAUUUUGCAACUGGUGAGGGCAUUUAGAGUUGGGGGCUGAGGCUUAGGGACCUGGUUUCCGGGCACUGAAUGGGCCCCAUGAAGUUGAUGGCCCGCCCCAGUUCUUAUCCCCAACUCCUCUGGACCCUCUUGGUCUGCAGGGCCGAAGUCCAGCAGUCCGGAAAGUACAAAAUCCGAGGAUUGGACAAUAAGGCCAGUAGAGAUCCCCUGGCUUUUCCCAGUUCUGCAGCCCUCGUUUUUGUGCGGGGGGGCCUGGCCGCUUGCAUUAGAUGUGUUCUGAUGGCACAGGCCGGGAGAAACCACACUGAAAACCAUCGUCUCCUUUCCUUGCAGGGCAACGCGCCCCACGCGUGUGACGUGCGAGAGGCGUGAUGGACGCGCCUUGCUCUUACUGUGCAGGUCCUGUGAGCGUGUGGGCCACUCGGGCCCAGUCGUGUUGAGGACAUAGAAUCAGCCGCUGGAGGGGCUGCCGGCCACGCGCAGGCCCUUCCCGCUCUCGGUCUCACCUUAAGGGCUAAAGGGACCGAGAAAGCCCAUGCUCCAGUAGGUAAUGGGGUGGCGCCCCCAGGGCAGCAGGCGGAGAGACUACCGGCUGCCGCCCAGCGCUGGCUUCCGCAGCGCCGCAGGGAGAUGUCCAGGGGUCCCUCUUGGAAGCCCCCUCAGGCCUCUGCCAAGACAGCAACUGCACCCUCAUGCGCCUAAAGGCGGGUGAUCGGAUGGGGGUUGUCUUGCUGGGCUUUGUAGGCUCCCUCCGUCGCC
Echinops telfairi (small Madagascar hedgehog) is the source of this 3153-nucleotide messenger RNA. It is a transcript of the gene TFAP2B, whose product is annotated as transcription factor AP-2 beta. The transcript is spliced from 8 exons. Gene Ontology annotation, biological process: regulation of cell population proliferation; regulation of transcription by RNA polymerase II; anatomical structure development. The record is from RefSeq and is a predicted model, not a curated record. NCBI's taxonomy places the organism in Eukaryota, Metazoa, Chordata, Mammalia, Afrosoricida, Tenrecidae. Gene Ontology annotation, molecular function: RNA polymerase II transcription regulatory region sequence-specific DNA binding; DNA-binding transcription factor activity, RNA polymerase II-specific. Gene Ontology annotation, cellular component: nucleus. The coding region runs from base 174 to 1523 and encodes 449 amino acids.